This is a messenger RNA of Mauremys mutica (yellowpond turtle), 1301 nucleotides long. RefSeq names its product C-type lectin domain family 4 member G-like. NCBI's taxonomy places the organism in Eukaryota, Metazoa, Chordata, Testudines, Geoemydidae. The transcript is spliced from 8 exons. The coding region runs from base 1 to 795 and encodes 264 amino acids. The record is from RefSeq and is a predicted model, not a curated record.
AUGAUAUCGUGUCGAUUGCCGAAAACAGUAUCAAAUACAGAAAAUGCUGCGAGGACUCGACACAAAAAAGCAGCCAUUCUGCGGCUCUUCCACCCAGGGGCCAUUAAACCCGUGCUGCUGGAGUCAGCUGCCAUCGCGCCCAAGGACUACAUGUUCUACGGCUUCCUGAAGCCCUGGCUGGGCUCCAAGACAGCGAAGCAACUGGAGACACUUCACUUCAACCAGUCUGCCAUACACAGCACUGAGGUGAAGCUGGCCACGGAUCUGAAGAGGCUGCAGUCGGACCAGGCCACACUGAAAGUGGAAGUGUCGGAGGAUCUGGCCAAAGCGAAAAGUGACAGAGAUGACAUCAGGGCUGAGGCCUACAAAAUUCUGGAUGUUGUCCAGAAAGGGAACGACUCCGCCUGCAGCAUUUGUCCAGCCGGCUGGCUGCUGAAUUCAGGGAACUGCUACUACUUCUCCACAGAGCAUAAAUACUGGUCCUAUGCCAAGCAGGCCUGCAAAGACCAAGGCGCCACGCUGAUUAUUAUUGAUAACCCACAAAAGCAGGAGUUUGUGACAAAGAACGCUAACGGCAAGCAGUACUGGAUCGGCCUGCACGACGUUAGCAAUGAAGGGACAUUUAUAUGGGUCGACGACAGUUCCGUGUCAUACAGCAACUGGGAUCGAGGGGAGCCCAACAAUUUUGGCAGUGGCGAGGACUGCGUGAUGAUGCUCAAAGACGGGAAGUGGAACGACGCUCCAUGUGUGAUGAAUGAGGUUGGCUGGAUCUGUGAAAAGAAGUGGACUUGUUAAACUGUGGCCAGGAGGAACACAACACAGCCAGCGCAUCUUAAUAACCACAGAGCCACCCUGCUGCCCUCUGGCCCCUUCCAUGCAAGGUCUGCCAGCUCUUUAUAAACUUCAGUGCGUUAAACCUCACAGACCUCACCCCUUCCACUCUUGGGAGCAAGGUAUUAUCACCCUAACUUUACAGAUGGGGAAACUGAAUCACAAAGACUUACCCAGGUCACAGCAGUGAAUCAGUGGAAGAGACUGGAUUAGUACCCAAACGUCCUGACUCCUAGUCCCCUGUUCUUAUGACACCACAGUAUUUCAGAUGGCUGGAAACAGGAGUCCUGACCACUCCUGCUCUAACCACUAAACCACCCUCCCCUCCAAGAGCCAGGGAUAGAACCUAGGCAACUCCCAACGCUCCUGAGUCCUGACUCUAAUCCCUAGAGCCCAUUCAAUUCCCAGUGCUGGGAAUAGAUCCUAAGUGUCCUGAAUUCCAGCCCCUGCUCUAUUAGACAAAAUAGACU